AUGCCCCAACUCCCUUUCCUCGAGGUGGAGGACCUCUCCUCAUCAUUGUCUUUCUAUUCUGCCAUUGUUGAACCUCUGGGCCUUCGACACAUCAGCACAGAGCGCGGGCACUUCCCGUCGGUUACAUUUGGCAAGUCAGAACGGGAUCCAGUUUUCCAGCUCCGCCAGGUGGUCGCAAGCAGAGACCGGCCCCUGAGGCGCUCACGCAUAGCGGUCACCGCUCCCUCGCCAGGCGCGGCCGACGAAGCCUUUGAGUUUGCAUUUCGGGCUAAUCCCGAUCUUCGGGACACAUCAUACUUGCGCCACCCUGCCGAGGCCUACCCGGCGGCCAGUGGCGCGUCUGCCCACCGGGCGACAACGCACAGUGGCGGGACCCGCGUGGUUAUAAGUGACUUGGACUACAACAUCAUGGAGAUUGUGUACCAGCCCCCUCUCCACUACCCUCCACACUACAGCGGCUCGACUGUCCGGCGCACACGGUCAACCGACGAAGAAGCAGGCCGUAUAUUGACCUGGAAUUUCGACGUGGCAGGCUCGUCACGACCCGCCCCUGCUGGUGCCAGUUCUGCGUACAGCGGCCCACCCCGGGCUGAUCCACGACGCUCGCUGAGCUACCACGACUACGAAGAAGAAGUAGAAGUCGGAGACUACGACGACGAGGACGACCACCACGGCCACGACCACGACGUGAGAAGGCCUCCUCCCCCCGCGGCAGGAUUGAAGCGCGGUGUCACGACGGGCACUUUCAACUACGAACCGACUGCCUCGGCCAGGGAGAACUCGACCGGACUAAGUGCCGGCGCUGUUGUCGGAACUUUGCUCGGGGUUGCUGGCGUUGCUGCCGGAGCUGCUCUCACCUACAACAUGGUCAAGGGCGACCGCACCCGUGCUUCGGCGCACGACGACUAUGAUGCCCCCCCCUUCAGCCGCCGCUCCACCUUCCCGGACAAGUAUGACAGCUAUUUGGAUCGCAAAGGCCGGUAUUUGGACACGGAGCGGCCCGCGGAUAAGGGGCGGUAUUCUGACGAGUAUGGUUCCGGUCUCGAUUAUCGGAGGCAAGGGCCAGACUACGUUGCUCGAUAUACCCAAGUCACCUCGCCGAGGAGCAGAGAUGUGGAUGGCGCCUAUGACGAUGCGCGGGGCCGUCACUCAAUACCUCGUUCGCGGGCUUCUGUACGCCCACGCAGUGAAGCAGCCAACAGCCGCGAGCCAUAUCUUCUCGGGGAGCCCGAGUACCGCGGUUAUGUGAGCUCCAAGUCCUCCAAACAUCCGCCCAUUGUCCAACGUGGGUAUACGUAUGAUGGCCCAGAACGGGAUAGCUACGUGUCUUCGCGCAGCCAAAGGUCCAGUAAUACGCUCCGCGCAUCGCCAGCUGAUGCUUAUCUGCCGUCAUCACAUCCUGUCUCGCACUCAAGGUCGGGCAGUCGUGUAACCACAACAACAUACAAGGUUAGCGACAGUCCUCGAGGAUACAGCCGGGAGGAGAUUUAUGGCUCGGCCCGUCACAUCCCAUUCUCAGAUAGCCGGGCUUCUCCGUAUACGUCGGCGCGCGACCCGCUCCUCGCAAGUGGGAGGGCACCGCCGUAUCUCUCAGCUCGCGAGGCCACCUACCCCAGCGAUAAUCGAGCUGGUGCAUACUAUUCAGCCCGCCAUGCGCCACUUCCCCGGAGCAGUGGAGGAAGCAGUCGCGCUCGCUAUGGGGAGGACGACGACGAUGAUGAUGCUGACAGCAUUGCGCCCAGCGAUAGCAUUAGCUGUGUUGGAAGCCGGAGGAGUCGUUAA
Molecule: messenger RNA, 1782 nt
Organism: Podospora pseudocomata
Lineage: Eukaryota; Fungi; Ascomycota; Sordariomycetes; Sordariales; Podosporaceae
Exons: 1
Coding region: 1-1782 (593 amino acids)
Source: RefSeq, a predicted model, not a curated record